Molecule: messenger RNA, 1864 nt
Organism: Cryptomeria japonica (Japanese cedar)
Lineage: Eukaryota; Viridiplantae; Streptophyta; Pinopsida; Cupressales; Cupressaceae
Product: peptidyl-prolyl cis-trans isomerase FKBP53
Exons: 10
Coding region: 203-1501 (432 amino acids)
Molecular function (GO): peptidyl-prolyl cis-trans isomerase activity
Source: RefSeq, a predicted model, not a curated record
UAUAGCAAAUAAUCAAAAACCCGGCUGACCGAUUAUUACGUCUGUUUGAAAUUAGGGUUGCUAUGUAAGCGAAGGUAGUUUGGCGGCAGCAGCAGCAGCGCGACUAUUAAUAUUGUAUUUCAGUAUUUUUUCAAAAUCAUUACCGCAGAGGUGCUUGUCUGCCCGGAGAGCAGAGGCUACAGAGCUGUUUACUCACUUCGAAAUGGCGUUUUGGGGUGUUGAAGUCAAAAGUGGCAAACCAGUUACUCUUAACUAUGACUCAGAGAAAGGAAGACUUCAUCUUACCCAGGCCACCCUAGGGCUUGGUUCUUUCGGGCAGAGGAGUGUAGUGCAAUGUAAUGUUGGUGAUAGACCCGGUGUUCUCCUGUGUUCCUUGUCAUCUGGAAAAACAGAGGCAUGCUCCCUCAAUCUCCAGUUAGAGGAAGAAGAAGAAGUCACAUUUUCUGUUUUGGGUCCCAUUAGCAUACACCUUACCGGCUACUACAUGUCUCCAAAUAGGGAAAGACUUGACAAUUCGGAUACAUCUGGUGAAGAUAUAACCGGUGACAGUGAGGAUUACGAUGAUUUCAGUAAUGAUGAUGACUAUGAAGAAGAUUUCAUUGAUGAUGAUGAUAUGAUAGUUUCUUCAGGAGCACCCAAUAGUGGUGUUAGAAUUGAGGAGAUAGAGGAUGAUGAACCUCCAAAAGAGCACAUUAAAGAUACCAUGAAAAAGAAAAAGAAAGAUGAGGAGCAGCAGAAAGCAAUAUCUCCAGUAAAUGGGGCUGUAGGUGACUGUAAAUCUAUCAGCGAUAUCAACAAAAAUGAAUCAGGUCAGGAACUAACUGAACAAGAAAAUCACAUAUCUGAAAGUGAAGACGGAGAUGGUUUUCCCAUUCGUAUGAAAAGAAAGAGAAGAGCAAAUAGCCAGGCAGAACCACUGCCAAAAAAACAAGCGAUAGAAGGGAAUUCUGGAGAUGCAACUGAUCCUUCCAAAUUAACAGCUCCGGAUGUUCCAGAAGAAAGUAAAUUGUCCAAAAAGAAAAAGAAAAAGUUAAAAAAGAAAGGCAACAGAAAUGAAAUGGAAGGUAUCAGUGGAAAUGCUAACAAUGGUUUAGAAAAGAUUGAACAAAUGUCGGUACCAUCAGACAAAGUGGAACAAGAGAUGGAACGUGGUAACAAUGUGAGGACCUUCCCCAAUGGCCUUGUUAUCGAGGAACUGUCAAUGGGGAAGCCAGAUGGCAAGAAGGCUGCUCCAGGAAAUAAGGUGUCAGUGUAUUAUACAGGGAAGUUGAAGAAGAAUGGGAAAAUAUUUGACUCUAAUAUUGGCAGGAAACCAUUUAAAUUUCGCUUAGGGGUGGGAGAAGUGAUAAGUGGAUGGGAUGUUGGUGUUAAAGGAAUGCGUGUUGGUGACAAAAGAAGACUCACUAUACCUCCAGCGAUGGGGUACGGGGCAGCAGGAGCUGGUGAAAUACCAGGAAAUGCCUGGCUAGUUUUUGAUGUAGAGUUGGUCAAUGCCAAGUGAAAUUCUAAGUUUAUUAUGGCGAAUGAAAUUUUGUAGAAUAGGCAUUAUUCAGAAAUAGGCAGCAUUAGUUCGAUUAUAUAUUUUUGGGUUCUUUCCGACCUCCGCUCUUCCUUCUCAAAGGGAAUACUCUUGUAAUAUGAUAUGUAUUCGCAAUGUAAUCUCUACUAGAUUUAGGUUCCAUUUCAUUUGUCGAGUCUAUUAUAUUUGGAGCAUUUGACACGAUAUACCUCGUCCUUCGUAAGGUUACAUUUAUUUUUUCACUUAUCAUACGGUCACCUUCAUUUCCUUACAUUUGAAUUCGGAAUUAAAUGUUAAAAAGGGAGAUGCGUUUCAUCUAAUUACAAUUUAACGACUUUUACUCAA